Molecule: messenger RNA, 656 nt
Organism: Aureobasidium pullulans EXF-150
Lineage: Eukaryota; Fungi; Ascomycota; Dothideomycetes; Dothideales; Saccotheciaceae
Exons: 1
Coding region: 95-559 (154 amino acids)
Source: RefSeq, a predicted model, not a curated record
CAACAACGGCCGCCGCAUUUAAUCUUCUUCUCACAAAGAGCGACAUGACGACGACUUUGACGCAGACGUAAUCUGCUGUAGCCACAGCAACCACAUGCGUUGGUACAACACAAUGACUGGACUCACUGGUAAACCUGGUUCAGUCGGCUUAGGUUUGUGGACGAUGGCCUCCACUUCCCCAACUAGAGGCAGUUCGAUGAUGCUUGGGCCCGGUAUAUUGAGCGACACGGUCAUCUUGACAAACUUUAAUGGAGACGCUCCAUACCUCUACCAUCCGAGAUCGGGUAUCUGUGCCACCUUGCAGCCUGGAUUGUCUAGUACAGUUGCCAUGCAGAAGUAUGAUGGCGGCUCGGUGACGCUUGAGCCCUGUGGGUGCAGCGACGUGCCCGCGGAAAACCAGGCUUGGCUAUCAACACCUCGCCUGUUUAAUGGUCAAUGUGUCAUGGCUAUCGGAGACCGUGGUGCUCUGUGGCCUAGUGGCUUCUACUCUGCGAACAAUAACAAUGGCUAUUUUGUCAGCCUGAAGGCUGGUGAUGGUGGUUGCUUCUAUUUCCAGUAAUAACAACUUUCGAAGUUGAGGGUUUUGAGGUCAGAAUGAAAUAACAAAAGUAAACAAUGUCGAGAUGAAACUGUAACUGAUCUGUCGUCCCCAGCGU